Ilex paraguariensis (yerba mate) is the source of this 3291-nucleotide messenger RNA. NCBI's taxonomy places the organism in Eukaryota, Viridiplantae, Streptophyta, Magnoliopsida, Aquifoliales, Aquifoliaceae. The record is from the annotation of a GenBank genome assembly.
AUGAAGGAAUCAAAGGGUUUGGAGUGGUGGGUGGUAAUGUUAGCUUUGAUAUGGCUUUGUGGUGUUGGGUGUUUUGGUUUUUGGGAGGAAGAGAGGGUUGCUCUCUUGCAACUCAAAGCUUCCAUAAACUACCCAAAUGGACCUUCUUUGCCAUCUUGGGAGGAUAGAGUGGAAGUUUAUAACAGUAUGGAGAGCGACUAUUGUUAUUGGGAAGGAGUUGAAUGCAACGAGACCACAUCUCAUGUAAUUAAGCUUUUCCUUAACUCUACAAGGGAUGGGUCUUUAGGAGAUUGGUAUUUCAAUGCCUCUUUGUUUCUUCCCUUUAAAGAGCUCCGAAAUCUUGACUUAUCUAAUAACCAGCUUGUUGGUUGGGUCGCAAAUGAAGGAUUGGUUUCGUCACUUCAGAGACUAUACAUAAGACACAACUAUUUGAAUGGAUCUAUUCACCUGCAAGACUUUCCUGCUACGAGCAACCUGGAAGAGUUGGACUUGAGUUAUAACAGAAAUAUUGCCAGCCUCACUACCAUGAUAGGUAUGAAGAGCUUAAACAAGCUUCAAGUUCUUAGCAUGGAAGGCAUCAUAUUUAAUGCAAGUGUUUUACAUUCACUAGGUGCAUUGCCAUCUCUUAGGAAGUUAAUCCUUGCAGUAGAAGGAUUGGUCACCAAAAAAGAGUUGAGGGGUCUGAACAACUUGGAGCAUUUAAUUUUGGAUUAUUCAUCCAUCAAUGGGAGUUUUCUUCAUAACGCUGGAGUGAUGACUUCUCUAAGGGUUUUGUCAUUGUCUAACUGUGGACUUCGUGGCAGUCUACCUGCUCAAGGAUUUUGCGAUCUUAAGAACCUUGAAGAGCUAUACCUUGAUGACAAUGAUUUUGAGGGGAUAUUUCCUUCAUGUAUGGGAAACUUGACAUCGCUUCGAGCAUUGGAUCUCUCUUCCAAUAACUUGCAUGGAAGUGUUGCCCACUCUCCCCUUACUAUUCUCACUUCACUUGAAUACCUUUCCCUUUCAGAUAAUCACUUCAUGAUUCCAUUCUCAUUUGCCUCAUUUUCUAACCAUUCAAAGCUUGAGGUCAUUUUAAGAUUUUGCGAUCUUAAGAACCUUGAAGAGCUAUACCUUGAUGACAAUGAUUUUGAGGGGAUAUUUCCUUCAUGUAUGGGAAACUUGACAUCGCUUCGAGCAUUGGAUCUCUCUUCCAAUAACUUGCAUGGAAGUGUUGCCCACUCUCCCCUUACUAUUCUCACUUCACUUGAAUACCUUUCCCUUUCAGAUAAUCACUUCAUGAUUCCAUUCUCAUUUGCCUCAUUUUCUAACCAUUCAAAGCUUGAGGUCAUUUUAAGUGAUAAUAACGUAGCAACAAUUGAAAAUGAAUCUCAAUCAUGGAUCCCGAGAUUUCAACUGAAGUUUUUUAGUUUGUCAAAUUGUGCCAUUAAAACACUACCUUCUUUCCUGUAUUACCAAAAUGAGAUGAUAGCUGUUGAUCUCUCCCACAACAACUUAUUGGGGAAGUUCCCCACCUGGUUGUUAGAGAAUAAUACGAGAUUGGAAUUACUUAACCUAGAGAAUAACUCUUUAAUGGGGUCUUUUCAAAUGCCUUCUUAUCCUAAUCCUCACAUUUCACAAUUAGAUGUUUCAGACAAUAACAUAACUGGUCAAAUUCCUAUAAAUUUAGAUAUGAUCUUUCCAAGCUUAGAGGUUGUCGACAUGUCCAAUAAUAUGAUUGAUGGUCGUAUUCCUCCUAGUUUUGGCAAUCUCAGUUCUUUACUGGCCAUAGACUUAUCUCAUAAUCGUUUAUCUGGAAGAAUACCAGAACAUCUGCAAAUGGGUCUUUCCUCCUUGGAGUUUCUCAAACUAUCAAAUAAUUACUUGCAUGGUCAAAUAUUUGGCAAUCUUCUCAACAUGGGUCAAUUGUGGGUGUUACAUUUGGACAACAAUCACUUUCUUGGAAACAUACCAGACUGCUUAUCAAAUGCCUCUACGUUGAGCACGGUCGAUAUUUCUAAUAACCAUUUGUCUGGCUUCCUUCCUCAGUGGAUCGGGAAUGUAUCGUCUUUAAGGCAAAUAAGUUUGGCCAAAAAUCACUUUGAAGGCCCCAUUCCAUUGGGAUUUUGCAAACUUAAUUUUCUUCCGUUUUUGGAUUUAUCUGAGAAUAACUUGUCAGGCUCUGUGCCAGCUUGCUUCAACCCUUCAUCCAUAAUGCAUCUCCAUCUGAAUAAGAAUAGAUUGAGUGGUCCAUUGAAUCUUUCAUUCUAUGAUAACUCCAAUUUGGUGACAUUAGACCUUGGAGACAACAGGUUUACUGGUGAAAUCCCGAAUUGGAUAGGCAAACUUUCUGGAUUGAGGGUUCUUAUCUUGAAACGUAACAAUUUUGGAGGCAGCAUUCCCAGUCAAUUAUGCCACUUGAAACAAUUAAGCAUGAUUGAUCUUUCUCAGAAUAGACUUUCUGGUCCUAUUCCUCAUUGCCUGUCUAACAUCACUUGUGAGCCGAGCUUUGAAAAAUCUUAUUUAUUUUUGGGACAAAUUGAGCUUCUUUAUCCAAGGGAAUUACCAUUUUCAAUCAUGGGAAUUAAUAGAUAUUUUGAUUUUCAAUUUAAUUCCUAUUUUGUUGAAAUAUUGAAUGCCAAAGAAACUGUGGAGUUCACAACAAAGAAUAGUACCUAUCCAUAUCAGGGCGCUGUCCUUGAUUUGAUUUCAGGGAUUGAUUUCUCUUGCAACGAAUUAACUGGUACUAUACCACCAGAAAUUGGGAACUUAAGUGAGCUCUUCUUGUUAAAUCUGUCGCAUAACAAUCUCCUUGGAUCCAUUCCGGCAUCGUUGUCCAACCUAAGUCAUAUUGAGAGUUUAGAUCUUUCCUAUAACAACUUGACCGGGAGUAUCCCCUCCGAAUUGAUUAAGUUGAACUUCUUGGAGGUCUUCAGUGUCGCCUACAACAAUUUAUCAGGUAAAACUCCAGAUUUGAAAGCUCAGUUUGCUACCUUCAGCGAGAGUAGUUACGAGGGAAAUCCUUAUAUUUGUGGACCUCCAUCACAUAACAAUUGUACUGAUGUCCGAGCACCAUCGUCAAUUCCAAAAGAUUCAGAGGAUGAGCAAAAUGAUGGUGGUUUCACUGACAUGGAUGUAUUUCAUGUGAGCUUUUUAGUGUCUUAUAUCAUGUUGUUAUUAGGAACUUUAGCAGUUCUUUAUGUGAACCCUCCUUGGCAAAGGGCAUGGCUCCAUUUGGUUGAAGCAUGUAUGACCUCUUGCUACUAUUUUGUUGUUGACAGUUUUCAUAAGUUGUUCAACCGCAACAUUGUGUGA